Mesorhabditis spiculigera is the source of this 1545-nucleotide messenger RNA. The record is from the annotation of a GenBank genome assembly. NCBI's taxonomy places the organism in Eukaryota, Metazoa, Nematoda, Chromadorea, Rhabditida, Rhabditidae.
AUGUUGAAUUGUCAAGUUGCUUUAACAAACUAUGGGUCAAUUCGGGGGUAUACUACUCAAUCGAAGAGUGGGAAGGUUAUUGAGAUAUUUAAGGGCGUGCCAUUUGCGAAGCCGCCUAUAGGAAAAUUACGGUAUGCAAAACCACAGCCAGCUGAUCGUUGGGAAGGAGUGUUAGAUGGCACGAAAUAUCGUUAUGGUUGCCUUAGUAACUCCUCGCAAACAACCUCCCCUCAAACGUACAUUGAUGAAGAUUGCUUGUAUUUAAAUAUAUUUACGUCUAAGCGAUGCCGGGAAAACCCAAAUUGCCCGGUUCUUUAUUAUAUUCACGGCGGAGCCUUUUUAUACGAUUCCGCUAUUAUGUUCCCCGAUGAGCAUAUGAUAGAGCGUUACGCGGCCAAGGAUACCGUAAUGGUAAUUGCUGCUUUUCGAUUGGCCACUUGGGGGUUGUUCGCUUCUCAAUUCGAGGAGGUGACUCCUCAUAAUUUAGGGGUAUACGAGGUUGUGCUUGGGCUUGAGUUUUUGCAAACGGAAGUACGCUCUUUUGGUGGCGAUCCCAGAAAAGUUACUUCGCUUGGGCACUCGAUGGGAGCUGAUCUGUCGAUAGCGAUUGCUUUUUCAGAUGAAUUAAAUCGAGGAAAUCGGAUUCUUGCUCAAGCCAUGGCAAUGAGCCCAAGCAUGGAUUACCAUAACCUUGACAUGAUGCAUUGGACAUCUUUUGAAUUCGCUAGACGCGCCGGGUGUACUCCACCUGGCGCUCAAAGCUUUGAAUCCGCAGAAGCUACUCAAAAAAUCGUUGACUGUCUCCGGACAAAGACUUGGCAAGAGUUGUUGCUAAUCCAGCGCGGUAUGGAUGAUGAUGGUAUGAUGAAACUUAACGGGUUUCCUCGGACUUCACCAAUUGUUUCUUCCGGUAGUCUCUAUGAAUUACUUCUGAAUUCACCACGAGUCCCACUUCUCCUUGGCAGUACAAGACAAGAAUUUGAUCCGCAAGACCCGCCGGAACCAUAUCACACUUAUGGCGAUAUGCUUCAGACGAAUAAUUCCUACGAGGUUGGAAUCAAAUUUUGGCAUGAUAGAAUACAUGGAUAUUUAGCGUCUAACCACAGCUACGAAAGCCAAUGCAUCUACACGUCAACAUUUAACUACGGGCAAGUGCAGGCCAAGAAAGGGGCCCCGGUGUAUUUGUAUCGCUACGAUAUGCGAAAGUGGAGCCAUCACACUUCCGAUUUAUGCUAUGUGAUGGGGGUGCAUUGCCGGAAGUUUACGAGGGAUGAGCAGAUUAUAGAUGGAUUUUAUUCGGAGUUGUUUGUGAAUUUUACACAUCAGGUUCCACCGACGAAAAGUUGGGCUCCGCUAGAUCCGGAAAGGAAAAAUUUCUUCAGGGUGCUGGUGAUCGAAAAAGAGGAUAAAUGGCCACAUAUGGAAAAUGGAUAUGAGGAAGAAGUAGUCGACUAUUGGGUGCACAAAAUGACCGAAUUUGAUCAAACAGUCACUCGGCUGAAAACCAAGCUCGUCCACGAAUUUUUAGAGCAAAAAACCGACGAA